Closterium sp. Naga37s-1 is the source of this 2034-nucleotide messenger RNA. The record is from the annotation of a GenBank genome assembly. NCBI's taxonomy places the organism in Eukaryota, Viridiplantae, Streptophyta, Zygnematophyceae, Desmidiales, Closteriaceae.
CUGUAUGCACGACGCCACUUCUUGAACCCCCCGUCUGCUAUCGCCACAUACUGCCAACGGGUCACAGCUGUUGUCUGUUGUGAGGCUCAGGAUGCUUUGCUGCGGCGACUGACCUCCUCGAAGAUGCUCACAGAGGAGGAAAGGGACGUGGUGCGGUGGGGAGGCAACGCCUCAACGGGGGCUAGGAAGGCUAAGGGGAGGGCUGGAUCAACUGUGUAUGCCAACGCCACUGCACUCGAAACACUGAUUGGCUUCCUGUACCUCACCAAUCCUUCCCGCCUGGAACACCUGAUUUACGCAUUAGAGGGUUCUUCCACGAGGAAAACGGCAACGGCUGCAUUCUCCGCCCCCCAGUUCCAUUUUUCCGCGCCACCACCGUAUUCCGCCUCUUCCGCCACCCCGCUUCCCCCCUUCCGCUCCGCCGCCUCCCCUUCCGCCCCGCCCCAUCUCGCCUUCUUUCGUUCCGCUUCCGCAACGUCCUCCAUUCCGCGUAGCGCACCAGGAAGCUUCGCCUUCGCAGCCGCUGGGUUUCACUCCUCUGCUGCUUCCGCGAAUGGCGCCGCAGUCGGCGGCGCCUCCGGCUCUAGCACUAGCGACGAAAGCACCAGCCAAAAUGCAGCCAGCGAGUCCGUUUUGUCUGACGUGCCUCUUCCCUCUGGUGCUGACGUCAGCGGUGCGGUGUUAGGCGACGGUGCCGCUGACGUCAUCAGUGCUGCCACGUCAGACGUGGCGGUGACGGUGGGGUCUGAGCUGGCAGCGGCGGCGGCGCAUUGCUCGGCGCCCAUUGCCGCGUUGCAGCAGCUGAUUGCUGCAGUGCAUGACGUGGCAGGCCUGCCCUGGUGGCUCUCCAUAGCAGCAGCAACGGUGGGAAUCAGGCUCAUCCUGCUGCCUGCAUUCAUCUACCAAGUCAGAUCAACGGUCAAGAUGGCGCUCAUCAAGCCGGAGAUGGAGCGACUGCUGAACAAAGUCAAGGCCGCGGGCUACGACACAGAAGCAGUUGCUCACUACAAUGGCAAGAUGCAAGCACUGCUGAAGAAGCACAACACCAGUCCCUUUGCUCCUCUCCUCGGGAUCUUCCUGCAAGCGCCCAUCUUCAUCGGAUUUUACUUUGCUAUCACAGGCAUGGCAGAGCACAUGCCAUCGUUCACAACGGGUGGGGCCUUUUGGUUCACCGACCUCACCACACCGGACACCACCUACCUGCUGCCUCUCAUGUCCUCUGCUGGCAUUCUAGCAGCAGUAGAGCUGAACGCAGCAGAGGGCAUGGAGGGAGCACCCAAUGCAGCGCAGAUGAAGUGGUUUAUGCGAGGGCUUGCUGUGACCAUGGUGCCGCUUACUGUCACCUUCCCUAAGUCACGCAGACGGCCAUCGUCCUUGUCACGCCUUUCUAUAGUCACAUGCCAACUGGGCGAUUCAAACGAGGGCGGGGAGUCCGUAGUGGCUCGGCCAUUCGAGGCUGAGACGGAGGCUCGGGAACAAGCCAGGCUCGCAGCUUCGGAUCCGAACCGACGAUACCAGGAGAUGAUGCAACGGAGGGAAGAGAGCCGACAACAGACCAUGCGAGAGUACGGCGAUCUGAAGAAGCAGUUGUCUCAGACGGCUAUAGGAGUGGGGGCUGCAGGCACGCUCUACUGCUUCCUCGGAAUCUCCAUUCAGACUGCCAUCAGCUAUGGCAUCGGAAGCGCUGCCAGCUGUCUCUACCUGCUACUGCUAUUCAACGGCACUGACACCAUUGCCCCUGAGGACCUGCCUCCCGCCUUCCUUAUUGACCGGAACAAGCCCAAGAGGAAGGGCCUGGUUGACAGUCUAGCAACGGUCGAUUCCCCCCAGAAGCUAGUGCAGGGGGCCCAGCUCGCCCUCUCCUCCCGCCGCCUGCUUGUGCCUGCUGCCCUCGUGCUGCUCUGGGCCUUCUCAGUGCAAUUCAGUGGCAGCGAUCCCAACAGCUUGCACAUCGAGUUCGCCCCCCUCUUUAUAGGUUUCCUCUCUUACAAGAUUGCAGUGUUGCUUUUCACGAUUGAAGAUGUUACCAAGUAA